UAUGAUCGCGUGCGACACGCUUGUUUUAUGUUUAAUACUGCAGCUAUGUAGUGCUGACCGCAGAUUCCCAGCGAACUUCAAAUUUGGUGCGGCUACUUCUUCAUAUCAGAUCGAAGGUGGAUGGAACGCUGAUGGUAAAGGCGAGAGUGCAUGGGACAGUUUCGUUCAUGAACACGUUGGUGACAUCAAGAACUGUGCUACUGGAGAUGUUGCCGCCGACUCAUAUCAUCAGUGGAGGGAAGAUGUAAGGAUCGCCGCUGAAAUGGGACUACAGUUUUACAGGUUCUCAAUAAGCUGGCCACGGGUCCUGCCGAGCGGCUUCACUGACAAGAUCAACAAGGCUGGUGUCAGGUAUUACAGUGACCUCAUCGACGCACUGCUAGCUGAAGGCAUUGAACCAGUUGUAACGCUUUACCAUUGGGAGAUGCCUGUUAAGAUCCGAGACCUUGGUGGGUGGUCAAACCCCCUCAUCGCGGAUUGGUUCGGAGACUACGCCAGGGUGAUCUUCUCUCUCUACGCAGAUCGCGUCAAGACCUGGCUCACCAUCAACGAAGCUAUAUCAAUUUGCGACUACGCUUUCACGAAGGGGCACUUCGCCCCUAAGAUAAAGGAGCCGGAAUUUGCCCCCUUUCUCUGCAAUAAACACCUCCUGCUUGCACACGCUACUGCAUAUAGGAUAUUUGAACGGGAGUUUAGACCUAAGUUUCCAGGCCGCAUUUCUCUUGCAAACUAUGAAUUGUGGAUAAGGCCGGCUACUAUAAACGAUACGGAGUUAGCAGAACUGGGAAGGCAGCAUUCGACAGGCCGCUACGCCCAUCCAAUAUUCUCAAAAACGGGCGGUUGGCCACCUUCGAUUGAAAAGCUGAUGUUGGAGUAUAGUUUAAGGCAAGGAUACCAGCGGUCCAGGUUGCCACCUUUCUCAACAGAAGAGGUAGAAUUUAUCAAAGGCACAGCAGAUUUCUAUGGUAUGAACCAUUACACUACAAGUUUGAUCAGGCCUGCCAAGCCUGGGGAGGGCCCUGGCAUCUGGGAUGUGACCGGGUCACCGGAACUGAACGCCAAAUUGGAGUCCCCCCCGGACAGUAAAUACGGUGUCUCGCCUAUACUUCCGAUCGUUCCGGAAGGCAUCCGUGAACAGCUAUCCUGGCUGAAGAAGGAAUACGGUGACAUCGACAUCCUGAUUACGGAGAAUGGGUUUUCAACCAAGGAUUAUGAGCUUAACGACUUGGAAAGAACAGAGUUCUUUAAGGAGUACUUAGAACAGGUCCUUUUAUCCAUUAAAGUGGACAAUGUGAGUGUAGUCGGUUACACGGCGUGGUCUCUCAUCGACAACUUCGAGUGGCUGGACGGAUAUACGACGAAAUUUGGCCUUCACGAGGUGGACUUCUCGCACCCGAACCGCACGCGUACGCCGCGUACCUCCGCGCAUUUCCUCGCGUGCGUCAUCAGAAACAACUCCCUGGACGUGCCCGAUUCCUGUUACAAGCACAAAUACCUCGCUGACCUCGCUACACAAAAUGGCAGCUAUGUAGCAAGAGGUGUAUUGUUAUUAGACGCUAUUUUAAUAUAUAUCAGCUUUGUUUUUAGAUAAAGUUUCCGUAAUGCACAUUUGUUAUUCAAUUUAGUAGUACGGGAUCAUUUUGUAAAUGCUCGUCCGGGUAAGUACUACUAAGUGGUUGCCAGUGUGUUUACAGACGAACGACGCUUAAAGGAUUUUAAAUUUAUGGGAACUAUUGCAUUGGGCAUUAUCUGUCUAUGACAUCCUUUGA
Pararge aegeria (speckled wood butterfly) is the source of this 1769-nucleotide messenger RNA. Its product is annotated as myrosinase 1-like. NCBI's taxonomy places the organism in Eukaryota, Metazoa, Arthropoda, Insecta, Lepidoptera, Nymphalidae. The record is from RefSeq and is a predicted model, not a curated record. Bases 2 to 1591 code for a protein of 529 amino acids. Gene Ontology annotation, biological process: carbohydrate metabolic process. Gene Ontology annotation, molecular function: beta-glucosidase activity. The transcript is spliced from 11 exons.